Aspergillus glaucus CBS 516.65 is the source of this 1287-nucleotide messenger RNA. RefSeq names its product VHS and GAT domain-containing protein. Gene Ontology annotation, biological process: endocytosis; actin cortical patch localization; actin filament organization. The transcript is spliced from 5 exons. The record is from RefSeq and is a predicted model, not a curated record. Bases 1 to 1287 code for a protein of 428 amino acids. Gene Ontology annotation, cellular component: actin cortical patch. Gene Ontology annotation, molecular function: ubiquitin binding; phosphatidylinositol binding. NCBI's taxonomy places the organism in Eukaryota, Fungi, Ascomycota, Eurotiomycetes, Eurotiales, Aspergillaceae.
AUGAAGCGCGUUUUUACUUCUCUAACCCGGCGUUCCGCCUCGAGGAGCUCCUCCACGACGUAUGCCGACGAUUCACCCGAAGCUGUCAUCCUCCGGGAAGUGGCUGCAUUCUGCGACUCCGGAAAUAGCGGCGCUCAAGGUACAGACUAUGUCCAUCUCCCCGCCAUCGUCGAAAGCGCCGAAUCAAGUCCCAAUGCCGCCAAAGAGGCCGCCCAUCGCAUUCGCAAGACCCUCUCCGACCCUGCCAAGACCCCCGGACACAUGCAAUACAAUGCCAUCAUGUUGGUUCGGAUCCUCAUCGACAACCCGGGCCAUACAUUCGCGCGCAAUCUGGAUGCCAAGUUUACGUCGACGAUGAAGGAUCUCCUCCGGCAGGGGAGGGACAUGAAUGUACAGCAGUUCCUGCGCGAGACGCUGGAGUUCAUGGAGACGCAGCGGUCGUGGGAUGAGGAUUUGGCAACGCUCGUGGCCAUGUGGAAGAAGGAGAAGGAGCGGUACAACAAAGCGCGGACCUUUUUGGUUAGACAGUCGCAGUCGCAGUCGCAGUCGCAGCAGCGGGGCCAGAAUUACUUUGGCGCAUCUCGUCCCGCUCAUGGGACGAUUCUACCUCCGCCGGAUGAGCUAGCUGCGCGUGUUGAAGAAGCCAGGAACUCGUCCAAACUGCUCCUCCAAUUCGUCCAGUCGACGCCGCCGGCUGAGAUUCUCGAGAAUGAAAUUAUCGCGGAAUUCUCUCAUCGAUGCCAAUCUGCGUCCCGUGCCAUCCAGGCAUACAUCAAUUCAACCAACCCAGCGCCGGACGAGGACACGCUGUUGACGCUGAUUGAGACGAAUGAUGAGAUUUCCGUGGCAUUGUCCAAGCACCAGCGUGCGGUUCUCAAUGCCCGCAAAGCCUUGGGUAGUACGAGUAGCCAGUCGCCUGUCGAGUCUGGCGAAGUUGCGGCAUCGGGUGCCAACACACGGCCAGUCCCGGCUCCUCCUCUUCCGCAAAGGAAUGUGUCCGUUGCUCCGGAGUUAUCUUCACCUGUGCCUGCGCCCGUUCCAGCUCCUGCAUUUGCACCUGUCCCUGCCCCUGUCCCUACGCCCGCGCCAGCCCCUACUGCAAACACGAGUACUGGCGCCGGUCGGUUUGAGUAUCGAUCGGAAGACUUCCAGGUUCAAAACCCAUUUGCAGACAACCAUGGAAUUUACGACACACCUUCGCACUAUGAAGGAAAUCAGCAGACCAAUACGUACGGGGCAAACGGACCGAAUGGGCAGUGGCAUCAAAACACCGAACGAACUGUUUAA